This is a messenger RNA of Rasamsonia emersonii CBS 393.64, 2751 nucleotides long. Its product is annotated as Eukaryotic translation initiation factor 2c. The record is from RefSeq and is a predicted model, not a curated record. Lineage: Eukaryota; Fungi; Ascomycota; Eurotiomycetes; Eurotiales; Trichocomaceae. Gene Ontology annotation, molecular function: RNA binding; protein binding. The transcript is spliced from 6 exons. The coding region runs from base 1 to 2751 and encodes 916 amino acids.
AUGUCCAACCCCUCGAAGGAUCAGCCUUCCAAGGCAGACGAAAAGCCUAUUCCAUCUGAUCCCUUUCUCGUGCACCCAAAGGAGGGCAAACGUCUGGGUGCUCGCAAUCAGUAUGCUGACCCAGCUUGGCGUAUGAAGUAUCUCGUGCCUGUGAACACCGUUCCGCGUCCAGGCUUCAACACUACUGGUCGUGAAGUCGAGUUGAAACUCAAUGCGUAUCCGAUCACUCAGUUCCCCACCCGCUCGGUGUGGCAGUACGAUAUUACCAUUGGCAACAACGAGAAGCGUGCCGUGGUCAAGAAGGUUUGGAACUCGAGCGUUCGCAAGCAGAAUCUUCGCCAGAUGAUCUUUGAUGGCAACAAAUUGGCCUGGUCUUUCCACAAAUACGAGGACUUUAGCGCUGUGGUCGACCUCGAUCAGGAAGAGGGUCGAGCUCCGACCGGCAUCAAGCCUAACAAGUUUCGCCUUUUCUGUCAUCGCACCAAGCAGGUGAACUUGGCCGUCAUUGAUGCAUGGCUUUCUGGACGUCAGACCUUUGACGAAUCGAUUCUGGAAGCUCUGAACUUCCUCGACCACUUGAUGCGUGAGUAUCCAAGCACCAAGUACAGCUGCUUCAAGCGCUCCUUCUACAAUGAGAAAAUCGAAUCCGAGGAUCUGCAUGACGGCGUCAUUUGCUACAAGGGCUACUACCAGGCUAUCCGUGCCGCCCUCCCUGGCCGUCUUGUUGUCAACGUUGAUGUUGAAAAUACCGCAUUCUGGGCGCGAAUUACUCUCGCCGGACAAGCUCGUGCGUUUGUGAACGCUCGUGACUACUGGGAAGUCGGCCGCCGUACGCAGCCCAAGGAUGACGGCUACUUCGGACACAUGGGAACCACCGAGUGGAAUCUCAUCUACGAUCGGAUCCGCAAACUUGAGGUUCAACCAUUUUACAAGGGUUGUCCCGUGAAUCGCACUUUCUUCGUCAAGGGCCUCGUCCUGGCCGACACGAACCAGUUCACCAUUGAUUACAAGGACAAGGCCACUGGCAAAACCGAGAAGUUGACGAUGUUCCAGUACUUCAAAAAGCGUUACAAUGUCAUUCUCGAAUACCCCAACUUGCCGGUUGUUGAAAUGACAAAGAACGGUGUCUUUUACCCUAUGGAACAUCUUGUCAUCGUGGGACUUCAGCGUUACCCAUACAAGCUCAAUGAUGAACAGACUUACCGCAUGCUCAAAUUCGCGGUUCAACGUCCACAGGCUCGCUUGGCUAGCGUCCAGGAAUCCAAGAAAGCGCUGGACCAUGCAAAUGAUCCUGUCCUGAAGUCUUUCGGACUCAAAGUCGGUGACGAAAUGAUCAAGACGAAGGCUCGUGUCCUUCCGAACCCCGAAAUUCAAUUUGCUAAUCAGAAGCACAACCCCGGGGUCACUGGCCGCUGGGAUUUGCGCGGCAAGAAAUUCCUCAAGACCAACCGCGUUCCCCUCAAGUCUUGGGGCUGCGGCAUCAUCGUAUACAAGCGCAACACGCUCGAAAUGACCCAAGCUGAGAACUGGAUCGACGGUUUCAUGAAGCAGUACGCUGGCCACGGAGGCAAGAUUGAGAAUCGACCUGUGAUCAUGCUUUUGAAGGACGACAUCGCCGACGCGAUCGAGAAGUUGUACGAAAAGGUCGGAAACCAUUUCAGGAAGACCCCGCAACUUCUUAUUUUCUUUGCUCCCAACAAGGACUCCUGGCCAUAUCUGCGCAUCAAGAAGUCUUGUGAUUGCCGUUGGGGUGUCCCCUCCCAGGUUCUGCAAUCGCAGCAGGUCGUGAAAAUGAACACUCAGUACAUGUCCAACGUGGCCAUGAAGAUCAACGCAAAGCUCGGCGGUGUAACUGCUCGCUCGGUCCCGCGCGUUACUGACGCCUCUCUCCGACCCGGUUCCAUCAUUAUUGGAGCCGAUGUUUCCCACGCUACUCCUGGAAGUUGGGCCCCGUCAAUGUCGGCCAUCGCGGUUUCGGCAGACGAGUAUGGUGCUAAAUACAUGGGCAAUUGCGAGACUGGUUAUCGCCACGUUGAAAUCAUUGAAGAGCAAAACAUGAAGGAAAUGCUUAUCCCGAUGAUCGAUGAAUGGACUGCGACUGUUGGGAAGGGACGUCGCCCACAGUACGUCUAUUACUUCCGCGACGGCGUGUCCACCGGCCAGUUCUCCCACGUCCUUGAACACGAGGUGCCCGUCAUCAAACAAGUGAUCAUGCACAACAGCACUGAAAAGGUGCCUCCCAAGAUCUGCGUCGUGAUCGCCAACAAACGCCAUCAUUUGCGUGCUUUCCCGCGUCCGGACGACAAGAAUGCGGCGGAUCGCAACGGUAACCCGGUUCCAGGGACUCUCAUCGAGCGCGACAUUACUAGUCCCCACGAUUGGGAUUUCCUGCUGUACCCUCACAUCGCUCUGCAAGGUACUGCUCGUCCGGUACACUACCAUGUGAUCCUGGAUCAGAUCGGGCACAAGCCCCACCAGCUUCAGAACAUGAUCUACGAUCAUUCCUACCAAUACGUUCGUUCAACCACUUCGGUUUCAUUGUUCCCCGCAGUGUACUAUGCCCACCUUAUCUCUAACCGUGCUCGCCAUCACGAGAACGUUCCUUCCAAGUCUGGUCCUCAAAGCGGACCUUACAUCAAACUGACCGACUUGAAGGAAAAGAAGCCGCAAUACCCGGGCGCCGAGCCGAAACGUUUGCUGCCGAUGGUUCAGAAUGAAACCAGAAAUCACCUUGAGAUGUGGUUUGUCUAG